UUCUCAUUCAUAAAUAGUCGUCUCGGCGUGCAGUCUUUCAUUCAUUCGUUCGUCCACAUCGCGGCGUCUUGUCAGUCUACAGAACCGUCGUACGCACUGAGCAGUUAUUAAUCGAGUAUAAGAUGUCUGACAAGAAAACAGUGGUUCUCGCUUAUAGUGGUGGUCUAGACACAUCGUGUAUACUGGUAUGGCUAAAAGAACAGGGCUAUGAUGUCAUAGCAUUUAUGGCCAAUCUUGGUCAAGUUGAUGAAGACUUUGAUGCGGCCAGAGAAAAAGCGAUUAAACUUGGAGCCAAAAAGGUAUUUAUUGUUGAUAUCAGGAAAGAAUUUGUUGAGGAGUUCAUCUACCCUGGUAUCCAAGCCAAUGCCUUGUAUGAAGACCGCUAUCAACUUGGUACAUCGUUCGCUAGGCCUGUAAUCGCAAGAGAGCAAGUACGAAUCGCAAAGCAAGAAGGUGCUGAGUAUCUAUCCCAUGGUGCAACAGGAAAGGGCAAUGAUCAAAUCCGAUUUGAGUUGACGGCCUAUGCACUGUAUCCAAAAGUCAAGAUUAUUGCUCCAUGGCGCAUUCCAGCAUUUUUUCAGCGAUUCAAAGGUCGCCCAGAUCUGUUUGAAUAUGCCAAGGCAAACAACAUCCCACUUCCAGUCACUCCUAAAAGUCCAUGGAGUAUGGAUGCCAAUCUUAUGCAUAUUAGUUUUGAAGGCGGUGUUCUUGAGAACCCCAAGCAUGAAGGACCUGAUGAUUUGUACCAGAUGACAACGGAUCCAAGGAAGUCACCAAAUGAGCCUGAUGUCUUGGAAAUUGAAUUCAAAAAUGGUGUGCCAAUAAGAGUGACAAAUGUGAAAGAUGGAACAGAGAAGAAAGUUCCUUUGGAUCUCUAUUUAUAUUGCAAUGACAUUGGAGGAAAACAUGGUGUUGGACGUAUUGAUAUUGUGGAAAACAGAUACAUUGGAAUGAAAUCUAGAGGUAUAUACGAGACUCCUGGUGGCACUAUACUUCACCAAGCUCACCUUGACAUAGAAACAUUUACAAUGGACAAGGAAGUACGCCGAUUGAAACAAGGGUUGGCUCUGCGUUUUUCUGAACAAGUUUACAAUGGUUUUUGGUACAGUCCGGAAUGCGUGUUCACCAGAGAGUGUAUAGCUAAAAGUCAAGAAGGAGUUGAAGGAACUGUAAAAGUUUCAGUCUUCAAAGGACAUGUGUAUAUCUUGGGAAGAGAAUCACCAUUGUCUUUAUAUAAUGAGGAAUUAGUCAGCAUGGAUGUACAGGGUGACUAUGACCCCACUGAUGUUGCUGGUUUCAUUGCUGUCAAUGCACUUCGGUUGAGAGAGUAUGGUCGUCUACGAUCCAAGAUGGCUGCUGACAAGUGAUUUAGUGAUUAGAUUAACACCAUAUCUAAGUAGUAGAAAUUACUUUUCUAUUACUCUAGAAAACAAUAUUUUAGCAGCAUUUUUAUUCAAAAUCUGAAAAUGAUUGUGAACAAAUAUAUCAAAUAUGUAAUAAUAUUGUCAUGUAUUUUUCAACAAAUUACAAAAUGUUAAACAUGACUACAUAUGGAUUAAAGUUACUUUGUGCCAGCAUUAUGGAUUGUGGUAUUUUAAAACUUAAACUUUUCCUUUGAAGAAGCAUUAGUAUGGUUAAUUACAUGAAUAGUUGUUGUUUCAAGUGUAUUAGCUGCAUUUGUAGUCAGAAUAUUGUAGAUAUCAUGAGGAUAAAUAUAUAGGUGCAUACCUUUAUAGUAUACAAUACUACUACUUGUGAUAAAGCAAAUAUGAAAUUCAAAGCAUUGUCAUGCAUAUCAGUUCAUGGUAAUGUAUAAUUCAAAAAUUCUUUGUGUAUGGCUAUCCCAUCUCGAUAUGACAAUCUUGUAGGUACUGGCUUCCGAUACCAAAGUCAUGUUUCAAACCUAACUCUGCCAGUUUUUCAAUAGCUCAGAAAAAAAUCAUUCACCUCUAAUAAUUCAAAGUCUUCACAAUUGGCUAAUAAUGCAAAGUGAGAAUCAAUGAACCAAUGGUUGUUACUAAUAUGUAUAUGCAAGAAUAGCAAUUGCAAUCUGCAUACUGUCAAUUACAUAAUAUACAUAACAAAAAGUUCAAGCGAGGAGUGAUAGAAAUAUAAACAUAUCGAAGACACAUGACUAAGAUUGGUACAACAAUAUAUGUAUCAUUGAACCAUUUAUGUACAGUCCCGCAUGCACAUUUAAGUGCUAUUAAUUGACUAUAUUUCAUAUUUAGUCGUUCAAUAUUUUGCUACAUUGUAUUUUAAAACCAUUUUGUUGCAAUUUAACAAUAUUUAAAGUACAAUGUCAAAUGUAGAAAUUCUUAUUUUGUGUAAUCAGUGUUACUAAUUUAGAACAGCAAUAAACUUGUAUCUUCAGGAA
Saccoglossus kowalevskii is the source of this 2377-nucleotide messenger RNA. RefSeq names its product argininosuccinate synthase-like. The record is from RefSeq and is a predicted model, not a curated record. NCBI's taxonomy places the organism in Eukaryota, Metazoa, Hemichordata, Enteropneusta, Harrimaniidae. Gene Ontology annotation, biological process: L-arginine biosynthetic process; urea cycle. Gene Ontology annotation, molecular function: ATP binding; argininosuccinate synthase activity. Gene Ontology annotation, cellular component: cytoplasm.